This is a messenger RNA of Debaryomyces tyrocola, 315 nucleotides long. The record is from the annotation of a GenBank genome assembly. NCBI's taxonomy places the organism in Eukaryota, Fungi, Ascomycota, Pichiomycetes, Serinales, Debaryomycetaceae.
AUGGCUGCGGAUUCUGUAUCUAAUGCUAAUGAUGGUGCAACAAGGUCCAGUAGUAUUAAUGAAUAUUAUGGAGCAGACCAGGAAGCAGUAGAACACAACGAUAGGUUGGAAUUGGUUAGGUAUCACCAGUGGAAAUUCAAGAGACGUGUUGGAUAGACUUGAAACAUUAUCUCGAGAGUUGUCGAGAAGAACUACAAGAGAUGGUAGGAUUGAGAUAGACCCAAACAAUUUUGAUUUGCACAAGAUUUUGCUGAGUUUUAUCGAGACGUCAAAGAGUCAAGGGAUCAAAUUGAGAAAAUCUGGUGUCAGCUUUAA